Messenger RNA from Phragmites australis (common reed), 3066 nucleotides. RefSeq names its product probable 2-oxoglutarate-dependent dioxygenase SLC1. The coding region runs from base 296 to 1546 and encodes 416 amino acids. The record is from RefSeq and is a predicted model, not a curated record. Lineage: Eukaryota; Viridiplantae; Streptophyta; Magnoliopsida; Poales; Poaceae. The transcript is spliced from 5 exons.
CCAACCAACACUUGUCGCCAUUCGCCUGCCGUGGCGAUUCGUAGCUAGCUUUGCGAGCCAAUGCAUGAGUCGCAACCAAACCAAACCAAACCUUGUCCGGUUUCAAUGCAGAGCAGUCCUCUCUGCUGUCUCUCCAUCGCCUUCGCCUUCGUCGAUCUUCCCCUAUAAAUUGCUCAUAUCUGGCAAUUGCACAAUGCCAAUCUCUAAGGUAGCUAGCCAUAGAGCGGUAGAGGGAAGCCAAGCCACGAGCUGUUAGUGCAAACUAGCUACUGUGCUCCAGCUAGCUAAGAAGACUAUGAGCUUGGCCACUACGGCAAUGGCGAUAGUUGACAUGGCCAACGCCGGAGACCGCCAGCUGCUGCAAGACGACGUCAAGACAGAAGUAGCCGCCGAGCAGGAAGGAUCAGAUGCGUCCAUGGUCGACGUCAUGAGCAGCGGUGGCGCCGUUGUUGACGGCCGGAGCGAGCGCGAGUCGUACUGCCUCAAAGGCGUGAGGCACCUCAGCGACAGCGGCAUUACCAGGCUGCCAGACAGUUUCGUCCUGCCGGCAUCCGACCGCCCGGGCAGGGACAACGAUGGCCUCGGCAGAGUGAAGCUCCCCGUCGUCGACCUCGCAAGCCUCCGCGACCCCGCCGAGCGCGCCGCCGUGCUGGAGACGCUCGACGCCGCGUGCCGGGAAUACGGAUUCUUUCAGGUGGUGAACCAUGGUGUGGAGAGCGAGGUGAGCGGCGGGAUGCUGGACGUUGCGCGUCGGUUCUUCGACCUGCCGUUCGCCGAGCGGGCGCAGUACAUGUCGCCGGACGUGCGGGCGACGGUGCGGUACGGCACCAGCUUCAACCAGGCCAACGACGCCGUGCUCUGCUGGCGCGACUUCCUCAAGCUCGUCUGCCAGCCGCUCCACGACGUCGUCCCCUCAUGGCCCCACCAGCCCGCAGACCUCAGGGAGGUGGCGUCCAGGUACGUGACGGCGAACCAUGGGUUGUUCAUGGAGCUCAUGGAGGCGGCGCUGGAGGCCCUGGGCAUCCCCUGCGGCGGCGGGGUGCUGGGGGAGCUGGCUGCGGGGUCGUCGCAGAUGAUGACGGUGAACUGCUACCCGGCGUGCCCGCAGCCGGAGCUGACGCUGGGGAUCCCGCCGCACUCGGACUACGGCCUCCUCACGCUGGUGCUGCAGGACCGCGUGGAGGGCCUCCAGGUAAUGCACGGAGGCCGCUGGCUAACCGUCGACCCCGUCCCUGGAUCCUUCGUCGUCAACGUCGGCGAUCACUUGGAGAUCUACAGCAACGGGCGGUACAAGAGCGUGCUGCACCGGGUGCGCGUGAACUCGACGCGGCCGCGCAUCUCGGUGGCGUCGUUCCACAGCGUGCCGGCGGAGCGGGUGAUCGGGCCGGCGGCGGAGCUGGUGGACGACGGGCGCAGCCCGCGGCGGUACAUGGACACGGACUUCGCCACCUUCCUCGCCUACCUCGCGUCCGCUGAGGGCAAGCACAAGACCUUCCUCCAGUCAAGGAAGCUGCCGCCUCUAGCCAGCAAGCUUAGCUCUAGCUGAUGAUCCACUACUCUCGAUCAGCUCAUAAGUAGAGUCAUACUCAUUCCAUUCAAAAAUAGUAUGCAUAUUUCUUUUAGAUCUGGUCUUUAAAAUUAAAUUUUAACUAAGAUUUUCUUAUAAAAUAUAUCAUUUAUAGCUAAAAACUAUGUAGUGUGAAAUUAUUUUGAAUUGUGAAACUAGUUGUAUAAUUUUUAUACACUAGAUAUUUUUAUAAUUUGAUUCAAUUGUAGUCAAAAUACAUAAAAUUUAUUUUUUCUUAAAAAAUACGUCUACUAUCUCUAACAUUGGAAGUACUUGCUAGUAGCUUAUGCCACUUCCAGUGUAACAAACUAUCGCUUAUACAUAUUUUUUCACAUCAUUUAGACAUGUACAAGAAUAUAUAUAAACCUCACAAUACAUAAUAUAGCUAUAACCUAUAGACACUCUCCUUUACUUUAAUGCAUUGCUUUACUUAUGUCUUAUUUCUUGAAUUAUGUGAUUAAGCUUCAAUGCAACUUUUGUGCUACUCAAUAAUUAGUUAAUCAUCUAGCUAGGUUGCCCCAAACCGUACCGACUGUGUGUGAUGCGUAAUACAUAUGAAGUUCGUGAACGUUCAUAUUAGCCCGAGGUGCAAGGUAUCAACAUAAGCAAAGUUGACAAUUAGAGCGACUCAACUGUAUUUGUAUAUACAAUCAUGCAUGUCCGACUUAGAUUUCCUUUUUUAUCGCAUCGACAUAAGCCAAGAUAUACCAUACGCCAUACACAUCGGUAGCUUGCCUUAUCAGGCGUUAGUUAAUAUAAUUAACACAAGUUUAAAAAAUAAAAUUAUGUUUUUUUAGAAAAUUUUAAAAUUCUCAGAUAUAUUGAAGUUCUAAGUGCACUCUCCCUUUAUUUCUUUUAAAAAAAUCAUUUUGUUUUUGGAAGGAAAAAAAGUUAAAAUCCCUGGAUAUAUUGAAGUUCUAAGUACACUCCUGGAAGGCAGAGUAGAAGCUGAAUUUCAUGAAAGAAGGUGCUUCAAAAGAGUACCUGCAUGGCAUUCAAUAUCAAGGGUCUUUCACAAAAGGGCCGGCCGUUGACUUGGCCUAGGGCUUCCGCACCGCCAACACCCUUGGCCUCUCUCAUCCUCUACCUCUAAUAACCCGUCGGUGGAUUGGAUUCCUCCACCUCUUCUCCAGCAAUGGCGGCAACUCCGAUGAAGGUGUGGGAGGUUGGAUUUUCUUCAUCUCUUUGCAGUUGGGUUGGAGAACUACAUCAUUCGCUUGUGUGUGGGUAGUUGUUCUAGGUCGGCAAUUUCAUCGCCAUUAGCCGUGUAUUUUGUUUUCUGUGCUACUUGAUUCAGUGAAUCCAUGAAAGGUAGCGCCAAAUUUGAUCAUUUACCUCUUUCAACGAGGGCACCACCGAUGUUCGUUCAGAGACUCAGAUCUGCUGCUCAGCUGCUACAAGGCGAGGUGAAAAAUAGCAGAGAUUACCGGAGGUGAAGAAGAGGACAUGGUUGUAUUAUUUUUAUAAGUUCUUUAUUUCUCAGGGACCUCUAUGUAAUA